This is a messenger RNA of Austrofundulus limnaeus, 1717 nucleotides long. RefSeq names its product basic helix-loop-helix family, member e23 (gene bhlhe23). The record is from RefSeq and is a predicted model, not a curated record. Gene Ontology annotation, cellular component: nucleus. Gene Ontology annotation, molecular function: protein dimerization activity; DNA-binding transcription factor activity, RNA polymerase II-specific; E-box binding. The transcript has a single exon. Lineage: Eukaryota; Metazoa; Chordata; Actinopteri; Cyprinodontiformes; Rivulidae. The coding region runs from base 367 to 1053 and encodes 228 amino acids. Gene Ontology annotation, biological process: sensory organ development; positive regulation of transcription by RNA polymerase II; axon development.
GGAGACGGAGUGUACAAGGAGAGAAAGAGAGAGAGGUGGUGGUGGUGGUGGGGGGCAGAGAGAGACGAGCGCUCCGGUCUCGCAGAAGUGUUGAACGUGGGCUACAAGCGCGCACAGGGGGGAGCGCAGAGAGGAGGUGAGCGCGUGUAGACGCUCAAGCUUCACGUUUACAGCCUCCUUCCUGAAGAGUCACAGCACCAAACAGAGCAAAGGAAGAGUGGGGAGGGGGGAAACAAACUAACAGCAGAGUCUGUGACAGAACUCCAGCCCUCCAAACCCAAGCUGGGACCAAGGAGAAACAAGAAAGAAGAGCAGACUUUUUUUCCCCUCCCUGACUCUGCUCUGGAACAGAGGAGAAGACCAACCAUGAAUGUCAGCGAUGAGAACCUGCUGAAGUCCAUCAGUAACGACGCGCUCCUGGACCUGACGCAGCGCUACGGCCAGUCAGCCUUCGGCUUCGGCCCGGGCCACGGCGCCGGGAGCCCCGGCCGCUUCCCGCUCACGCCGGCCGCGGACUUCCUCUCCGGGCAGACGGCGAAGUCCAACGAGAGCGGCGGGGAGCACACGAGCGACGACGAGGACGGGUUCGACUCGCUGGAGUCCCGGAAGAGGGGCUCCUCGUUCGGAGACGACAAACCCGGGGGGGCCCUGGCCAAGAAGUCCAAGGAGCAGCGGUCCCUGCGGCUCAGCAUCAACGCGCGCGAGAGGAGGAGGAUGCACGACCUGAACGACGCGCUGGACGGCCUGCGCUCCGUCAUCCCCUACGCCCACAGCCCCUCGGUGAGAAAACUCUCCAAAAUAGCCACCCUCCUCUUGGCCAAGAACUACAUCCUCAUGCAGGCUCAGGCUCUGGAGGAGAUGAGGCGGCUGGUGGCCUAUCUGAACCAGGGACAGACCAUAACCUCACCCAUCCCCACCGCCCUGGCGCCCUUUGGACAGGCGGCCGUCUACCCGUUCUCGGGCUCCGCGCUCGCCACCACCUGUGCCGAAAAGUGUUCCACUUACUCCGGCGCGCCGUCAACUCUCUUCAAACACUGUAACGACAAGCCUUGACUUGCUUCAUAUUUUCUUUCAUUUUUUUCCUUAUUUUUUUCUCUCUUUUUUUGUUCCUGAACUUUUACAUCAUGUACUGCACCUGUGUCGGUCUCUGUCCCACUCUAGUUCAAUUAAGAAUUAAUAAUAAGAAGAAUGAUGCUAAUUCUGUGGAAGUUAUUCUGAUGCGUAAAAUGUUCCAUCCAGGUUUAACGCGACAAGAAAAAAAAACUGUUAAGGCCUUCUGCGCGGCUUUAAAUGCGCCACAGGCCUAAUUAUCCUCCCAAAACUAUUGAUCUGAUUAUUUUUCUUUAAAGGGAAUCUUCUGUUAUGAUUUGUAAUCUAUGCAACAUCCAACAAAUAAUGAAUAAAAAGCGACAAAACUCCCAUCUGAUCCUCCUGAUUGACUUUUAUGCUGCUAAAAAUAAUGAUCUGUUUUYAUGUUUCUGUUCUCUGAUCAGAUGUGUUUGCUUUUGAUUUGAAGUUCUUGMACUUCUCACUUGAUUGUAUUGUACAACUCUGAGGAAUUUCGUGCUUCGUUGAGCCCGGUUAUCACACUACUAAUAGUUACAUAACUGCAGCCUAUAGAACUGGACAACUAAAAAAAGCGUUCUGCUUGUGUUCUAACAUGGAUUUCAUAUAUUGUUUAUAUGUCUUUAUAAUUAAACAAACACGUAUAUCUAUA